Messenger RNA from Necator americanus (New World hookworm), 1362 nucleotides. RefSeq lists its product as uncharacterized. NCBI's taxonomy places the organism in Eukaryota, Metazoa, Nematoda, Chromadorea, Rhabditida, Ancylostomatidae. The transcript has 10 exons. Gene Ontology annotation, molecular function: 7-dehydrocholesterol reductase activity. Bases 1 to 1362 code for a protein of 453 amino acids. The record is from RefSeq and is a predicted model, not a curated record. Gene Ontology annotation, biological process: cholesterol biosynthetic process; brassinosteroid biosynthetic process. Gene Ontology annotation, cellular component: endoplasmic reticulum membrane.
AUGCAGCAACGAAUAUUAAGACGAACGAGCCUCGCCGGAUCGAACUCCAGUUUACGACGAAGCAGCAUCUCAUCCAAGGAUAUUCACGCUAUUCAAGCGGCUUUAAUGAGGCAACAAGUAUCAACGGAGCUGGUUUUAUGCUUAAUUAUUGCUUUACCGACGUUCUCGUUCUUCUAUUUAUUCGUAAUUUAUCAACAUCAAAGUAAUCUUGGUUCGGCAAUUUCUGCAUUGUUGACGAGACCGUACCUCUUAGCUCUACUGCCACCGUUAUUCGAUAUAACGGCAUGGAAAUUCACUAUGGUCUUUCUUUCGUUGCAAUUAAUUUUUCAUUGGAUUUUACCUCAUGACACCGUGUAUCUACUAAGAUCAAGCGGUGACAUUCGUACGUCAGUGAACGGUUUUAGUUCCUGUCUUCUUCUCUGUCUACUGUAUGUGAUGGGCAGUGGAUUGGGAAUCUAUCGACAUGAUCUUGUAUUUAUUCACUUUUCAUCUAUAAUUAUGUGUCUUGCCACCGUUUGUAUUACGAUAUUUUUAUUCAUGUUGAUCACAUAUCGAUGCGGUGAUUACUACAAUGUCACAACAAUAUCCGAAUUUUGCUUUGGUGUUGAACUGCAUCCAUCUGUGCUCGACAUUGACAUCAAACAUUUUGUCCGGUCCCGGGUUACGCUCGUCCUUUGGCCUCUGUUCAUCAUUUCAGCCGUGUACUACCAAAGAAAUAUGUAUGGAAAAGUGUCUAAAGGUUUAAUUGGAUGCAGUAUUGUACAAAUGGUUUACAUUGUGAAAUAUCAUUGGACGGAGUAUUUGGCGUUAAACUCGCUCGACUAUAAAUGCGCAAAUUGUGGUUUUUAUAAAUUAUGGAGUGAUAUGGUGCUCUUCCCGGUGCUCUAUUGCUCACCAAUAGCUGUUCUAGCUCAAACACAAAAAUCGAUCUCAUUCGUCCCAUGCUGCAUCCUAACCGUUGCAGCCCUAUUCCUCAUCUGCUUAACAACACUAAUUGAUAAACAAAAAUAUGAAUUCAGGAAAUCAAAAGGUGUAAUUAAAAUUCAUGGUGUUGAUCCGUUCUUUAUCACAGCCAAGUACAAAAAUGACAACGGUGACACGUCAGCGAAUCUGCUUCUCGGUAGCGGAUACUGGUCCAUGAGCCGACAUCCAAACUACCUAAGCGAAGCGGCCACAUUCGCCAUAUUCUCUGCAUUUCAAGGAACGGCGAAUAUCGUCUCACAUCUGCCAGCCGUAUUUAUAGCAGGUUUUUUGGUCGUUCGACUUUGGAACGAUGAGUCACGAUGUCUUGCAAAAUACGGUCAAUGUUGGAUACAAUACUGCCAUAAAGUACCGUUCCGGAUACUACCUGGAAUUUAUUGA